AGAUCCCCGACUUACCUCUUUGACUGGUUGGGUAGCUGGUUGGAGACGUGUAAAGGGCAUUCAAACGACCUGAAGCUCACGAGUUGGAGCAAAGGUCUGGAUCUCUGCUAUACCAACUCCGCCAUCCCUAAAGCGGUGCGUGUACAACUCCUCUCUAAAUCCGGCCUUGUUGGCAAACUUAUGCUGAUCCUCAUCACAAAAUUUCCUAUUAUGGAAUCUCCUAUAUUCUUCUUCUAUGCCCUGUGGACUUCCUUCUUAACUCGAUACCUUUUGCACCUCAUACCCGUCGUGUACUCUCCCUUCGUAUCCUGCUGCUUCCUUUCCUACUAUUCUUCCUUUCUUCCGUUCUUCGCCGUUUACCAUUUGUCUCUUCUGGCAUAUCAAACACCCAAUCGAUCAACGAUGGACCCGAUGGCAUGAUCCUUUGUCCUCCUUCUGCCGGACGUUCAUCUCUACGUAAUGUAAUGCUCAGUCAGCGACUGCCGAUACACGCAAAAAGGCAAGUUUGGAAACGGCUUUUAUACCCCGACGUCAACUAGCAUCUUACCUCUUCACCCAUCUUUGAGUCACCAAAAAAAAGCGGUUCAGCGGACCGUCGUCAGCUCUGUGUGCAUAUACACUCAUACACCUGUAUAACCAAAAGCCAACAGCCAAAGAUUUCCAACAAUCUCGACAGGAUCGGACCUGGAUCUUGGAACACACACAUCAGAACUAGAGGGUGUGACUCCAGUCCAAUCAACCGUCACCUCAAAAUCACGCCAAUACAUAAGUUCAGUGAAGCGUCGGCAACUUCUUAAUACCAUAUCAAUCUCGGAAAACAGUGGCAAAGCAUCGUCGACGAUGAGCGAUACCGAUCGACCUUCUCGCGUUUGGCUCUUCCUUGCCAACUUAUCUCUUUGCCUUUGCUCUGUACGCGAAGACGAUUCUGAGAGACAAGCUCUUUAUCCACCCGAUACCGUUCUUUCAGCGCCUCGACCCCGUCUUCGCCCUCGACUUUCAAAUCUUUCCCCCUACGGGAGCACCACCUCCAGAAGAUGGCCCUCUGCGAGUACCUCGCCAAUCAAAAGUGGGGGUUUGGCAGGCUUCACUGGUAUUGAGAGUAAUGUCGAUGCCGAGACCAGACGAGAAGAAGGAAAGAGAAAAAUGGAUAGUAUCUCGAAAGCCUUUGCUGAACGGAUGACCGCACUCGAUCUACCCCCACACAUUCAUACCCUCAACAUGCCUUUUACACCAUCCCUUCAGCCAUUGACCACAGCCGUCUCCCAUCCCACCUUACCCACUAUCCACACUAUACGCCCCCUAGGAUCACCUAAUCGUCCUUCUGCCCCACACUUGGGCCGAUCCAUUUCUGAGCCUCGAUCCCUCCAUGAUCUCGGCGGAUUCGCAGCACAUCAUGUCCCAUUUGGAUCUUCCGUCGUCGUUCACGGGCGGGGUAUUAGUCCUGGUGUCUCAAGGGGCAGAGGAAGGAUGAGGAGUGCCACUAUUGGGGAAAGAUGGACUGUACCUGGGGAAGGAACCCGUGGCAGGAAGGGUUUGGAAAGGAGGAGUCCGAGUGGGCUAAAUAAGGAGAGUAUUGACUCUGACGAAGUUGAGCAAGAAGCAAAAAUGGAACGAUCUGCAUCGCCUUCUUUGAACCUUUCCUUCGGGCGACCAGUUUUACGUUCAUGCUCCAAUUCCCAAUCACAUUCGUGUACACGGCGUCGUCAAUCCUCUCCACUAGCAGGUCAUCCUGAUCAGCAAGAGCCUCUCUCGAUGGGAAGUUGUUGGAUAGAUCCAGAGUCUCACCUUCAUUCGAGCUCCCGCGCGCACUCCGACGUGCGUGCCCAGGAAGUCAUUCAUAGGGAUCUGGGGCUCAAUGCUCUCUAUUCUGGGAGUGCCGCCAGUCACCCAAAGAGAAUUAAGGGCAAAGGUAAAGGAAAGAAAACUCGGAGGAUGAGGCUAAGCUCUUCAUGAGAGCCCAUGAACUAUACGUCAUGCUGUAUUUUUGGGAUUUUCUGUUAGGUAAUGACUUACGGUUUUCAGACCAUAAUUUUUAACGAAUUUCGACGUUUCUGUUGAUUCAUAGUACCCUGUCAAGCAUUAGACAUUUGCUAGAUGUUUAGUCCGAAAACAUUACUCAUUUGUAUAUACACGUCAGCAUCCGAAUAUGAAAAGCAUUUGCAUGUGUAAC
Messenger RNA from Cryptococcus deneoformans JEC21, 2170 nucleotides. Its product is annotated as expressed protein. The transcript is spliced from 4 exons. Lineage: Eukaryota; Fungi; Basidiomycota; Tremellomycetes; Tremellales; Cryptococcaceae. The record is from RefSeq and is a predicted model, not a curated record. Bases 841 to 1953 code for a protein of 370 amino acids.